GCCGCCGCGGUUGCCAGGCAACGCGCGUGGUCCCCGCUGCGGGUCGCGUGGGGUUCCGCGGGGCGAUGGGUUCCCAAGGCCUUCGGCCGCUCCUUCUUGUGCUCCUGGAUUGCUGGGCCUCCGUGAGUGCCCAGACCGCAGCCACUCUGCCUGUGACGACGGAGGGCUUCAACUCUACGGAGGCAGCCUGGACGACUCUCCGACCCGCCUUGUCUCCUAGGCCCCCCGGAACCCCCAAGGCCCCCGGGUCGUUCUCUGGCCCCAGGCCUACCCCGGUCACGGACGUUGCUGCUCUGUGUGUCUGUGACUUGUCUCCAGCACAGUGUGACGUCAACUGCUGUUGUGAUCCCGAUUGCAGCUCCGUGGAUUUCAGUGUCUUUUCUGCCUGUUCAGUUCCGAGUGUAACGGGUGAUAGUCAGUUUUGUAGUCAUAAAGCAGCCAUCUACUUAUUAAAUUUUACAGCAAAUCCACCUCAAAGGAUAUUUAAACUCGUCGACCAGAUUAAUCCAUCUAUUUUCUGCAUUCAUAUUACAAACUAUAAACCUGCAUUAUCCUUUAUUAAUCCAGAAGUGCCUGAUGAAAAUAAUUUUGAUAAAUUGAUGGAAACAUCUGAUGGCUUUUCCUUGAAUUCAGAAUCAGAGAUUUCUUUCACAACCCAGUCGGACACCCCAGGUACUGCUAAAUACGAGUAUGGGGUUCGUCUGCAGACUUCAGAUUCAUUCUUGAGAUUUCCUUCUCCCCUUACGUCGUCUCUCUGCACUGAUGAUAACCCUGCAGCAUUUCUGGUGAACCAAGCUGUUAAGUGCACCAGAAGGAUACAUUUGGAACAGUGUGAAGAAACCGAAGCCCUGAGCAUGGCUUAUUACAGCAGCCCUAAAAUUUUGAGGGUGCCUGGUUUAAGAACAAAGGCAGAGAUCCCUAUCACUGUUCAGUCCAUCCUCAAGGAGUCUCUGAAUAAAACACUGACCCAACUGGACGACAUGGUUGUACUGAACCAGACUCUUGUCGAGGCUGGGGAUGUUAAAAUCUGCACUAAUGUCGUUCUUGAGGUAAAGUACAGCCUCACGUAUACAGACGCAGGGGAAAUAACCAAAGCUGAUCUCUCUCUCCUUCUGGGGACAGUGAGCAGCGCAUCGCUUCCACUAGAGCAGAAGUUUGAAAUUCGUUUCAUUCAGCAAAAUACAAAGCCAGUUCCUCUCAGUGGAAACCCUGGUUAUGUUGUGGGUCUCCCAUUAGCUGCUGGAUUUCAGCCUCAGAAGGGGUCCGGGAUUAUUCAGACCAUGAACAGAUAUGGACAACUUACUAUUCUUCGAAGCACAAUGGAGCAAGACUGCUUAGCACUCGAGGGGAUCCGGACUCCAGUACUGUUUGGUUACGAUAUGCAGUCUGGCUGUAAACUAAGACUGACCAAAGCCAUCACGUGUCCGCUCGCAGUGCAGAAAGUGAAGAGCCUCCUGAAGGGCCAUGGCUUCCCGGAUUAUGUGGCCCCGUUUGGAAAUUCCCAGGCCCAGGAUGUGCUGGCCUGGGUACCCAUCCACUUCAUCACCCAGGCGCCCCACGUGAAGGAUUCCUGCCAGCUCCCAGUGGCUUUGGUUAUAGAAGUGAAGUGGACAAAGUACGGAUCCUUACUGAACCCACAGGCUAAAAUAGUUAAUGUCACUGCCAAUCUCAUUGCAUCUUCCUUUCCUGAGACCAACUCAGGAAAUGAAAGAACGGUUCUUAUUUCCACUGCGGUUACUUUUGUGGAUGUGUCUGCACCUGCAGAGGCGGGCUUCCGAGCUCGGCCAACCAUCAAUGCCAAGCUGCCGUUUAAUUUCUUCUUCCCAUUUGUUUGACAACACCUAGAUGAAACGCCCUGAUUCCUCAGUAUGCGCGUGAAAUGUGAAAAGUACACUUGAUGAGAUAAAAUUUUAUACACAACUA
Messenger RNA from Hyaena hyaena (striped hyena), 1923 nucleotides. It is a transcript of the gene TCTN1, whose product is annotated as tectonic family member 1. The transcript has 15 exons. NCBI's taxonomy places the organism in Eukaryota, Metazoa, Chordata, Mammalia, Carnivora, Hyaenidae. Bases 66 to 1835 code for a protein of 589 amino acids. Gene Ontology annotation, biological process: cilium assembly; protein localization to ciliary transition zone. The record is from RefSeq and is a predicted model, not a curated record. Gene Ontology annotation, cellular component: MKS complex.